UCUGAUCUAGCGCUGCUCUCGUCCGUGCGGAGACUUGUUUGUGUCCGUGCUGUCCGUGUGUGUUGAACUUCUUUCGUUUAUGUAGUGAUUUGGUGUGUGUCAACGUUGUGAAUCACGAACGUUAGGUCGUGGUUCAGAUACCUCAUGAUUACCUCCUUGGCGUGAACGUAGGUAACGGCGAGGAGCGCAGCCGCACGACGUUGCGGUUCACCCGUGCCCUGCGACCCUACUACUUCGUGGAGCUGCAGUCCCCCAGGACUACCGCAGCCUAGAAUCGAUCAAGUCCCUAAAAUUAACAGGUAACUUCGCGUGUGCGAGUGUGUACACCUCUUGCCGGUCGUUCGCCGUGCACGAGAACUUCGACAGAUGUGGCGUCACAAUCUCAGAGCUUUCGCCCGCUGGGGCCUUCGUCAGCGGCCACCGGGGCAGCAGGCCGAGCACGCCGAAAGGCUCGUCGCCUCACCGGCGGAGGACCGUCGGGGCGACCGCGACGACCGGCGCAAGGAGACCUGCCACGAGGAAGGGCGAUGCUUCACCCGACGACCCGAAUGCCGCUUCGCCGAGGCGGUCGGCUGGGUGGUGAGUGCACGCGGACCGCUGUGUCGGAAAAGCUCGGAUGCGAACUCUCCGCCGCCACCGCAGGGACUCGCCGUGGGACUGAACGUGCAACUGCACUCUCGGCUGUGGCGCAACAACAACGACAGGCCGGAGGAGACCUCCCGCAAGGCGGGCUUAUGCGGCCUGCUGCAGAGCGUCGUAUUCCGGCUGGCGUCAGCGUCUCCGGCCGUGAAGUCCGUCCUGCCGGAGAGCGGCGCGGCUGCCGAGAGCGCGUCGCCCAGAAGUCCCGAUGAGGAGAUGUCGUCUGCGCUCCGCGAGUACCUGUCCCUGCUUGAGGAGUGCGAGGCGGCACGGCUGCUGGCACGAGGGGACACAGCAGGCAGCAUCGCCUGCUUCCAGAGGGCCCCGGACUCUGCGAGGGCCCAUUAUAACCUUGGCAUCUGCUACCAGGACGGACGAGGGGGCCUGGCGCCAGACAGAAACAAGGCCUUGGAGCACUACAGGGAGGCUGCCCUGCGAGGCCACCCCAUGGCCACAUACAACCUGGGGCUGCUGCUCCACCAGCAGCAGGACCACAGGGGCCUGCAGCUCCUCCAGACGGCUGCAGACCUCGGGGUCGCCCAGGCCCAGGCAUUCGUUGGCUACGUACGGCUGCAGGAGGGUCGUUUCUCGGAAGCUGUGGGCCUGCUCUCCCGGGCCGCCCAAGCUCAGGAUGCGGACGCCCUCUUCUACCUGGGACUGUGCAGCGAACGGGGCCUGGGAGUGCCCAAGGACCCCGGCCACGCCCUGCGCCAGUACAGCAGGGCUGCCCACGGGGGACACGCAGGGGCACGCGAGGCGAUUGCCCGCUUGGCCCCCGAACCCACGAAGGAGGCGUGGGGCGACGCUUUUUCGGCCGGCCCCCAGUUGUGCCCCGCCCAAUGAGACGGACGGAUGCGCGUGUUGACGUCCCUUUCAUUUUUAUUAGACUGCCCCGCAGAGGAAACUUCCACUCGUAUCCGUCUACCCACUAUAUCCUCCAAUCGGAACUCGGUGCCAAUACACCCCCAGACAGUACGAGCCAAAACACUUGAUCCUGCCUUUUUCGGCGUCUGCGGCCCCACAACUAGUGUGCAACCAUCUCGAAAACUGGCAGGUAGGCCAAAGAACCAGGAAGGACUACCUGCUCGUACUGUUCGCACCAUUAUCUUCUGCGCAAGGUACAGAAGUUCCCUCCAAUCGGAGCAUUACGUCACUGCACCCUCUAAAGAAGGAGCGGAAUAAUUUCUGCCCUUCGCGUCUACCCACAUCGUCCAAUCAGAGCUCAGCAUCCUGGAGAUGUGCUCCGCCCAUCGCAUCCUUUAAUCGGAGCUUGGCAUCGUGGAGCUGUGCCCCGCCCAAUGAGACGGGCGGAAGCAAGUGUGCCGGCCCUCCCUCCUUCGAUUUACUACAGCACCCCCGCAGCCUCCUCAAGGAAGUCCCUGUACAUGGCCAUGGCCCGCGCCACAAAGGCCUCUAGGUGGUAAACGGCCUUGGAGCCCAGCUGCAGCCGGUGCUCGUAGCGCGCCGCCUCCGACACCAGGGCGCAGCGCAGCUGGCCGUCACAGCUCGAAGAGAUCCCACGCACCAGGCCCUGAAAGGAAGAAGACGGUUGUGGCAGCCAUUACUGCAACGGACACCCAUCUGGACGUGCCACGUGCCACGUGCCUUCCCCAGCCUCAAACGGCAUUAGUGCUUUCGACAGCGUCCUCAGUCAGACGAAGCCUCCCGAGAGUCCGGCUAUGGUGCCCAGAACUCAUCCUCGAUUGGUGCAUUUAGCGUCCCAUCCCGCCCAUGCACCAAAAGUGGUCCUCGAGCAGCAACAAAAGACGUCGCGGAUGUUGGCACGGCGGGUUGCCGAACGUUGUGGCCCAACCGGUUGGUUACAGAAGUUUCGGCAAAACGUGCAAGCGAAAAUGUUGCCGUCUUCACGGCAUCCCAACUCCUGGAGGUAAGUGUGGCAGACAGCUGUUCCGACCUGCGGUGGAACGGUCGCCUGCCACAUCCACCUCCGGUACCGUGCCACUACCGGGAUCGCAGCAGACGACAGCAUGACGCUUCUGCGAUGAUGUUAGGCGAAAACUGAGGGACCACAUUUUGGAAUGCGGUCGGAGACGUAUUUUAGACACUUUAGUCUUAUGAGCCAGACUGUGAUGCAAGUGCCUCGGUGCACCGGUACAUUUUCUCUCACACAGAUUGUUCCAGAGGUACUUCUCGUCCUUCCGCCAAGACCCGGGGUACUUUGCGAUGCUAGGUACACGUGUGCCCAACCUUUCCUGUAUGUUCCAGUAUUGCAGUAGCGGUAGAAAUGUACAGAAUGCUCAUUUAGUUGUCCCACGCCUUAGAGUGGUCCUUUCCUGAUCACCCACUCAAAGGUUAUACUGUUUCCUUGCUAGUUCAAAAGGGCAAUGUAGUCGCCUCGGUGGCUAACAGUUCUACACGGCUGCUCGUCCUGGAGAAUCCCUUCCCUGGUGGAGUCUGUUCUCUACCAGUGACCGUGAGGUUGGUCUAUUUUGCGAGGCAAAGGGAGUCGCUCCAAACUUUUGAGACAAGCGCCAUUGACUUGUGGUUUGUGCGCAGUGAACUGGGUCAGAGUGCACAUGCUAUGGAGAGAAUUUAAGAUUCUCAAACAAGUGUUUUAUCCUCUUGCCAAUAAAGGACCCAAUAAUGUUAGCACAAACAAGCAA
Messenger RNA from Ixodes scapularis (black-legged tick), 3263 nucleotides. Its product is annotated as DAP3-binding cell death enhancer 1. The record is from RefSeq and is a predicted model, not a curated record. NCBI's taxonomy places the organism in Eukaryota, Metazoa, Arthropoda, Arachnida, Ixodida, Ixodidae. The transcript has 6 exons. Bases 367 to 1482 code for a protein of 371 amino acids. Gene Ontology annotation, molecular function: protein binding.